Messenger RNA from Rhopilema esculentum, 2829 nucleotides. RefSeq lists its product as uncharacterized. Gene Ontology annotation, molecular function: DNA-binding transcription factor activity, RNA polymerase II-specific; DNA binding. Gene Ontology annotation, biological process: regulation of DNA-templated transcription. NCBI's taxonomy places the organism in Eukaryota, Metazoa, Cnidaria, Scyphozoa, Rhizostomeae, Rhizostomatidae. The record is from RefSeq and is a predicted model, not a curated record.
CCAUCGUAAAAGCACUUGGUUGACGGUGGUCACACAGAACAGUGGCCUGUGCAGGAGCGGAAACUAGCCUUAACCAUAAGCAAUGAUAACUCGUUGGUGUGAUGUCAUUAUUAUUCAACAGGGCUACUUACCCUCGAGCUUAAUUCAAGGAAAGAAGAUGUUGCAAGAUGAUUAAAGAAUACGAAUUACGAGGAUGCAAAUUCCGUGACGUUUCUAAAGUUUUGAGGCGAAAAUCCUCCUCCACAACAUUCAUCAUCGUGCAGGUUUUGGAGAAGUAACGUUUCUGCGUCUCUUAACACUUCUCAAUAAUGUUUUAGAGUCUUUUCGUUUCCUGUUCUGGCAUUCUCUGUCUGGCAGACAGGCCGCCCAAAGACUGACAGACACGCUGGCAUAAUUGGCUGCAAUAUCAUACCCCCACUUGAAUGGGCCGAUUGGCUACCCUGUCAGCGGGUAGUGGUUGGUCGCGCGCACCUAGUACAAAACAGACAGUAGCACUUGUUCGCGGCAGUUGAUGUUUUGUUAAAGCAGCGGUGUUCAUCCAGUAAUCAUGAUGUACCACCCUGGUGUAUAUAGCCAAAGAAGUUAUUCAAGCAAUGGUGGGUACCCAUAUGCGGACUUGUACAGCCAAAGCAGGCAAUCGGAGUAUAAUAACAAUAUGGACAGUAAUAAUAAUAACUAUCAUCAAGUAAUCGGCUUUCAACCAGAACCGUAUUCGUCUUACAAAGGCCAACAGCAGAGGGGAACGUACGAACACCGUUCUCUGCAGACAGAGGGCUGUUAUCAGCCUGGUAAUCAACAACAAGAAAGGAACGGCUAUUUGCCCUAUUACGGCAAGCAAUACGAAGGAUCUAACAACCUCCAUUCGCAGAAUUCUACUCAGAUUUAUAGCAAUGGCUACGACUAUAAAUCAAGUGCAAACACCGUGAUAACUAAAACUAGCUUCUCUCCUGAUAACGGCGACUACAAGUAUUAUCCUCCUUGUGCCCUUCAACACUAUGAAACAGAUGCAGACAGCAACGAAGACGAAGAGAUUGUCGAGCCUAGAAACCCGUGUGCAUAUGCCAAGACCUACAUGGAUGGCAGUUACCGAUUAGAUGCAGAAAGAGCUCAGCAAGCACCUUGGGAAACACGUCAGAAAUCAAGACAUCGCAAACGAAUGACAUAUUCUCGAAAUCAAAUACUUGAAUUGGAAAAAGAAUUUCUGUACAGUAGAUAUUUGACAAAGGAGAGGAGGAAGGACCUCUCUGACACUUUACGACUUACUGAAAGACAAAUUAAAAUUUGGUUCCAGAACCGACGAACGAAAUCGAAAAAAGAAAGAAGAAUGCAACUCAAAGAUAGCCAGCCAGAUGCACAAUUAUAAUCGAACGCAGUACAACGUAGCCGGCGACGUAAGAAUCCUAUUGGCAUAUCUACACCAGAAACCCCGAUUUGGUCCAACUCUUUUGGCCACAUCGUUUGAUGUUCGAGGGCUCAGUUGACAACUCAUCUCAAAAGAUGAUUUCUUCUCUAAUGGAGAAGCUCGCCUGCUGACAUCUCAUGAACAAUGUUGAAACUUUUUCCAUAGUUCAUAUUUCUAAACCUUAGUAUUUUUGCUAGUGCUGUGGUUGGUCGAUAAGGGGCCACAUAUUUUUACCCUUAUAAAAAUUUUGAGUAUACUUAAAGUGGGGUCCUGAAGGGAGAUUCUAAGUUUAUUACUUAAUACUUGGCAUUUUUUGUAAAAAGUGUGGGGGCUAAAGCCCCCCCAGCCCCCCUUGCUCCGCGGUGUCUGAGUUAUCCCAGUCUAUGAAAGAUUUUCCCAGUCACAUUUGCUUAAGCCACAAGAGCCAAACCAAUCCACUCUUGUUUAUCGGUUCCAUCUUAACAGCACAAUCUUGAAAGAACUUCCAAAAUGUUGACCAUAGCCAUUUGCAUUCUAAAAACAAUUAACUGGGAGUUUGUCGAAUAUCAUUUUUUCGUGAAAGUUGGCAUUUUAGAGCUUCAGGUUAGCGUGGACUCUGACCUGCAAUAAAACCUAUACUAUAAAAAGAAGUCCGUGGGGAUUUAUUUGAAAAGUGAGUGGAUGCAAUUGCCACUUUAAUGUAGCCCCCGAAGUACUAGUGUAUAUAUCUCGAGAGGCGUAAAUUUUGCGUGAACCUCCGCCAUUGUGACAUAAAGUUGAUAACCCAUUAUUUAGGAAAUUCAACAUCGUUGUGCCAUGGAUUGGUAGUGAACACACUCUUUCGUUCCUUCCUCUACCUUGGCAUAGCUUUUAGGCGCAAAGCUGGUAAGUUUCUAGAUUUUAUAAGCUAACAAUUUUCCAUUAAACUGGCAUAUGUGGUAGCAAUUUGCCAUAAAUUCUAUUUAACCCUGUGCCUGUACUUUGCCUGUGCCCGCCAUUAAUAGCUGAUCCGAAUGCGAGGAAUCCCUCCAUGAAAACUGGAAACACCCAUGCUAAAAAAGAGUAUGGUAACGACAUGAAAUACAGGGAUAAAGGCUUUGUCGGCUAGAAUAUCUUAAGAUGAAAGAUAAAACCAUGAAAUCGAAAGCAUGCUCACAUGUCUUCUUGUUAGAAGGCUGUCAUUCUAGUAUUGUUUUAUUGCGUGAGCAUUCCAAAAACAAUUGCGUUUUCCUUAUCGCUUUACAUUCCUGAACUUUUCGGCGUCAAAUUUAGUCGGCAAACAUGGGUCACGAAGACAGGCAAUUUCGCUGUAGUACAUGUUAAACCAAGUAAAUUUGUAACUCAUAUUGACGCAGUAUUCAAACGGAUUCCGAAUUACCUCUCAAUGAAUUGUUAUUCUUUUACUUUUUACCAUACAUCAAUGAAUGACUGGUGUAAUAACUGAAAAA